Hermetia illucens (black soldier fly) is the source of this 2034-nucleotide messenger RNA. It is a transcript of the gene Tak1, whose product is annotated as mitogen-activated protein kinase kinase kinase 7. Gene Ontology annotation, molecular function: ATP binding; MAP kinase kinase kinase activity; magnesium ion binding. Bases 202 to 1836 code for a protein of 544 amino acids. The transcript is spliced from 9 exons. The record is from RefSeq and is a predicted model, not a curated record. Gene Ontology annotation, biological process: JNK cascade; positive regulation of canonical NF-kappaB signal transduction; protein phosphorylation. NCBI's taxonomy places the organism in Eukaryota, Metazoa, Arthropoda, Insecta, Diptera, Stratiomyidae.
CAGCUGUCUGCCGUCAAAUUUGUCAAGUUUCUGUUUUGAUACGGCAAUCGACAAAUAGCUCUGGGAAAAUAUUCGCCAAAUAUCCCGGAAAGCAUUUCUUGUCGGUGAAACUUAGUAGGCGGGAUAAGUUUACACCGAAUGUCCGCUACAUUCAUGUGCUUCCGGGAAUAUGUAAUUUGAUGCUACCGAGUGUAAAAAUAGAUGAUGGCUGCAGUUUCACAGCAUGAUCUGUCGCAGUUCACUACAAUUGACGAAAGUUCCUUGGAACGACUCGAGGUGGUCGGUCGUGGAACAUUUGGCACAGUAUACAAGGCACGCAUGCAUGAUAAGACAGUCGCUGUGAAAUCUUAUGAUGCCGAAUCAGAAUUCAAAGCAUUUACUGUUGAAGUUCGACAGCUAUCACGCGUCAAUCAUCCAAACAUUAUAAAAUUAUAUGGAGCAUGUGCAUCGGAGCAACCAUGUCUCGUAAUGGAAUACGCUGAAAAUGGUUCGCUUCAUCGAAUGCUCCAUGGCAAACCAAAGAUUAAAUAUUCUGCAUCGCAUGCCAUGAGCUGGGCACGCCAAUGUGCUGAGGGUACAGCGUACUUACAUGCAAUGACACCUAAACCCUUAAUUCAUCGUGAUCUUAAACCGCCAAAUUUAUUACUAGUCAAUUCAGGGAGAACACUUAAAAUAUGUGAUUUUGGCACAGUAGUUGACAAAUCGACAUUGAUGACUAACAAUAAGGGAAGUGCAGCAUGGAUGGCACCUGAAGUUUUUGAAGGCUAUUCAUACACUGAGAAGUGCGAUGUGUUCAGCUGGGCUAUAAUUUUAUGGGAGGUUAUUGCUCGACGACAGCCAUAUAAGGAAUUCGGAAUUGCUUAUUCAAUAAUGUGGCGAGUUCAUAUGGGAGACCGUCCACCAGCUAUUAAGAAUUGUCCUAAGCCUAUUCAUAAACUUAUGACUACUUGUUGGGAUUCAACACCAUCAAAUCGUCCUUCGAUGGAAGAAGUUGUAACAAUAAUGAACGCGCUUUGCAGUUUUUUUCCCAAUGCUGAUGAACCCAUUGACUUCAAAAAAUUCGAGGAGGAUAUAAGUACUUCUGAAACAACAAUGCCAUAUACAACUAGUACUGAACAGGCUGAUGACACCGAAAAUGGAUUAACGAACUUCAAUGAGUCUUCCAGUUUUGGUUUAACGGGUUCGUACAGUACAGAGAGAGAAAAAGAUAUACGGAAUGGCAUGCUCAAUUCACAGAAUGUGAAUUUCGAGCCGCUUUCAGUGGAGGUUAAUCCGAGAGCCUGGGACUUGAAUAUGGACGAGUUACAACGAGCAUUGCACGAUAUACCAAAAAGUCAAGGCAGAGAACAUCUAACUAUAACCGAAACUCGUCCUGGAGGUAUUCCACCUGACAAUUUUGUUGAAGCAAGUGGAUCAUCAACUGCACUAUCAGAUGAAAGUGAUUCUUCCCUGGAUCUGGACGCAAUGCAAUUGACCCUUGACCCUGAGUUGCAACCAGAGCUUCCCGAUCCAAAUAGUCGGCUUUCACAACAACUUUUCAAAGAGCAUAAGAACCUAGCAAAGGAAUAUCUGAAAAUUGAGACAGAGCUGGCAUAUAAGACACAACAGCGAGAUGAACUGUUGUCGGACCCAUUGGAGGGGGAGAAACGAAAGGAUUAUUUAAAGAAAAUACAUGAGAAGGAAAGUCUCCUCGGACUCAAAGCCUACCUACAGCAAGUAUUAAACAACUCGCCUCAACAGUCACAACCUGCAGCUGACGCGCGCCCACAAGAGCAGCAAAACCCAGCAGUUAUUUCAGAGCAAACAGAUGAUGGGUGGGUCCAUAUUAAUACUUAGAGAUAAUGUGGCUCAUAUUUCCAUGUUACCAAUAAAGUUAUAUAUAUAUAUCAUAUUGCCCUUAAGUAUUAAGGUAGUUACGUAAGAUAUGCUGUGUCGAGAAAAGAUGUGCGCCGUGUGAGAGUGUAUGAGUACUAUAAAUAUAUUAUACCCUAUUGUCAAAGUAUGAAAACAAAGAAUAAAUUUAUUUUCAAGUAA